AUGCCUACGCUUUGGGUCCUGCGGUGGUGCAGACGAACGCUCCUUGAAGCUUCUGGAUCCGGAAUCUGCAGGCUCCGCGGAGAUCCCGCUGCCAGCGUGGCGGCUGCUGGAGAUCGCCGCGGGCUCUCCACGUGGCAGGCGAGCUGCGGCCUCGAGUCGCGCCGCAGCGACCCCUGCCGCUCGUUCCGCAAUGCCCCUCCCGAUCCGGCGCUACUGCUCUCCGCGGCCUCCGCCGCCGCCAACGGUGCCGGUGCAGGUGGCGCGUCGCGGCUGCUGACGCAGCGAACAAGGUCUGGGAUCAUUCUUGACGUCGGAACCGCCGCAGAUUCAGAAAACACUAAGAGCGCUUCCGCCAUGGCAGCAGAGGCAGCAGCAGCAGCAGCAGCAGCAGCAGCAGCAGCAGCAGCAGCAGCAGCAGCAGCAGCAGCAGCAGCAGCAGCAGCAGCAGCAGCAGCAGCAGCAGCAGCAGCAGCAGCAGCAGCAGCAGCAGCAGCAGCAGCAGCAGCAGCAGCAGCAGCAGCAGCAGCAGCAGCAGCAGCAGCAGCAGCAGCAGCAGCAGCAGCAGCAGCAGCAGCAGCAGCAGCAGCAGCAGCAGCAGCAGCAGCAGCAGCAGCAGCAGCAGCAGCAGCAGCAGCAGCAGCAGCAGCAGCAGCAGCAGCAGCAGCAGCAGCAGCAGCAGCAGCAGCAGCAGCAGCAGCAGCAGCAGCAGCAGCAGCAGCAGCAGCAGCAGCAGCAGCAGCAGCAGCAGCAGCAGCAGCAGCAGCAGCAGCAGCAGCAGCAGCAGCAGCAGCAGCAGCAGCAGCAGCAGCAGCAGCAGCAGCAGCAGCAGCAGCAGCAGCAGCAGCAGCAGCAGCAGCAGCAGCAGCAGCAGCAGCAGCAGCAGCAGUCUCGUCCGAUGCACGCCGGGUAACAAUCCCGUACCUUGAUAGAUACUGCGGCGGCUCGAGAAGCAAUUUUUUUUAA
Messenger RNA from Closterium sp. Yama58-4, 963 nucleotides. The record is from the annotation of a GenBank genome assembly. NCBI's taxonomy places the organism in Eukaryota, Viridiplantae, Streptophyta, Zygnematophyceae, Desmidiales, Closteriaceae.